This is a messenger RNA of Striga hermonthica, 1740 nucleotides long. The record is from the annotation of a GenBank genome assembly. NCBI's taxonomy places the organism in Eukaryota, Viridiplantae, Streptophyta, Magnoliopsida, Lamiales, Orobanchaceae.
AUGGCAGACGAAGUCGCUUACGGGGCCGCAGGAGGCGAUUCGAACAAGCGCAAGUAUGAGGACCCGCCGUCUCCGGUGGCGCGCAGGGUGACGGGAUUCUCGUCGCCUCUUGACUCCGCCCCGCCGCCUACUUCUUACAACAGCGUCCCGCCGCCGAUGAACGAGAUCGAGGCAGCCAAACAGAAGGCACAGGAGAUCGCAGCGAGGCUCUUGAAUAACGCCGACCCAUCGAAAAGAGCGAGAGUUGAGAACGGAGCUGGCGUUGGUGGCGGAUACGAAGCUGUCGAUGCAGGUAGUGGUCAGAAGCAUCUUGGGUUGGGUCUUAGUGGUCCACCGCCAAGCGCAUCAUAUGGCUACCCAGGUCCAAGCAAGAAAAUUGAGGUGCCAAAUGGAAGGGUUGGUGUCAUUAUAGGAAAAGGUGGGGAAACUAUCAAAUACCUUCAAACUCAGUCAGGAGCAAAGAUCCAGGUCACAAGAGAUGUGGAUGCAGACCCUAAUGCUGCCACUAGAGCUGUUGAAAUCACUGGUACUCAGGAUCAAAUAGCCAAGGCAGAGAAAUUGAUCAAUGAUAUUCUUUCGGAGGCUGAUACUGGUGGUUCUGGCAUAAUUUCUAGGAGGCUGGGUGGGCAAUCAGCCGGAGCUGAUCAGUUUGUUAUGAUGGUCCCUAACAAUAAGGUUGGACUUGUUAUUGGUAAAGGAGGUGAAACUAUUAAAAAUAUGCAAGCAAGGACUGGUGCUCGUAUUCAGGUCAUUCCUCUGCACUUGCCACCUGGUGAUAUGUCAAAAGAAAGAACGGUACAGAUUGAUGGAACUAGAGAACAGAUUGAAGCCGCAAAACAGUUGGUCGAAGAAGUCACCAGUGAGAACCGCAUGCGAAAUCAACCAAUGGGUGGAGGAUAUAAUAAUCCUCAGCAAGCCUACCAAACUCGGCCUCUGACCAACUGGAACCAGCAGGGCCCACCCAUGCAGCAACCAAGCUAUGGCUAUGGCCAGCCCGGUACAUACCCAGGCCAGCCACAGUACAACAUGAACCAACCAAAUUACCCCGGUUACCCUCCCACAUCUGGGUGGGAUCAGUCGGUUGCUCCUCAAAACCCGCAGGGAGGUUCUAACUAUAAUUACGGUCAUGGGGGCCCAACUGAUGGUUCUGCCUAUAAUUACGGGCAGGCCCAAGCCUACAGCCAGGGACAGGGCGGCUACGGUCCAGAUGGCUAUGGUGGAUACAAUUCGGGCACAGCCGGGUACAGCCAGCCACCUCCAAACCCUAGUGCUGGAUAUGAUGAGCAGCAACAGGGAGGAGGCUAUAUUGCAAAUGCUGAUGGCAGCACUCCUUCAUAUGGGGAUGCAACAAACCCAGGCCAGCCUCAUCAAGGCUCUGGAUAUGGGCCCCCACCUCCAACUUCACAGGGUGGGUAUGGAACUCCUCAACCGACUUCCGGUUUUAGUGCCCCACAGGCCCAGAAGCCAAGCGGAGGUCAGCCGAGCUAUGGGCAGUGGGGCGGUGGCUAUGCUCAGUCUGGGUACCCUCAUUCUCAGACGGAUGCCACUGCCGCUGCACAGAGGCCUCCGACUUAUGGCUAUCCACAGUCCCAGUCAGGUUACGGGUCGGGUCAAUCUGGAUAUGGGCAGCAGCCGUAUGGUGGUGGCUAUUCUCAACCGGCUUACUCUACUGAUGCAAGUGCAGGGGCCGAGCCAUCCCAGCCGAGUGCUGGGUCUGCCAAAGCCUCACCACCUAGUUAG